UCAGUUUUGUUUUUCUGCUCGUUGAGAUAAGUUCGCUAGUGCGUUCGAAUUGCGCACGUCAGAGCAAUCUAACAAAUUAUUCAGACAAAACGCGAAUAAAAAUAUAUAAGAAUUUACAAUAUUAUUAGUUGUAAACAAUAAAACACUGAACACACAAUAAGAAACAAACAAUUCUAGUGCAAAAGCAAAACAGAAGCAAUUGCUUUUGGAGUCUCACAAUUGAGUGCUUAACUCGUCAGUUUUUGGUUUGAGUGAGUGCUUUUUUUCGUGACGAAUACAUAGAGUGAUAAUUAUUGACUUGGAGUGCAUAAUUAUAAUAAGCAAGACAUAACAUUUGUUUAUAUCAUAUUUCUAAACAAAUCGACUGCAAAAACAACAAAUUUCACUUUUAAAACGAAUGCUAAAAACGCAGAAGCAGAAGAAGACUGAGACUGCAACAACACUACAUACGUGAGCCCCACACAAGCAAACGUUUGCGCUCAGUUACGUACACAGAGACGAAGGCAACGCGUUUUGGAGACUAGCGUGUUGUGUGUGUAUUGGUGAGCUCGCCCCUCUUUGCGUUGGGCAACGACGUACGUACAGGCGAGCACAGAAAAACAAAGUUUUGGCGCGAAAACUUUGACAUUUCAUUUGGUCGUGCGAUUCGCAAACAAGUGGCCAAAGCGUAGGCAGCAAAACUGCGUCGCAUCGCAGUCCAAACAGAAAGAAAGAGGAAAAUAACACCAAACAAAAAAACCAGAAACAAACAACGACAACAUGGUCAGUGCACGCGUGCUUAAUCCAGUGCUGAGUGAAUUCUGCAAGAUGAGCGCAAGUCCAGGCGUGACUCGUAAUUUGCACUACGGCCGUCAAUUGGAGCGCAUCAAGCGGAAUCUCUUUGGCCCAGCGCCGACGAAUCUGAUGGAGACCAAAACCAGUCCCUUCAAUGCGGAACUGGAGCGUCAUCAGGAAAUGGCCACACAAAAGUGGGGCUUUGAUUUUCGCAGCGACCGUCCAUUGAGUGCGAAUGGCAGUUUCAUCUGGGAGCGUGUCAGCUCACAAGAGUCCACCUUUGCCCCCCAAAUGUACACACUAACCCGUGCCGCCCAUGUGCGCAGUGAUGCCAACGACUCCGCCAUGGCCAGUGACAUGGACACGCUGCUGAAUGAGCGUGCGGAUCGGGAGAACUUGGCCAACUCAUCGCUGGACUCGAACACGGAUAAUGAGUACGAUUCACAGAAUGAGUCGAUGCCAUUGGCAGCCUCCACAUCUGCAGCAGCCUUGACCGCCUCCACAUCUUCCUGCAACUACUCAACGCAGCAGCGCAAGCGACAGCUCAAAAUCACAGAGUUCAUGAAGGAGCGCAAGCGUCUGCCGCAGGCGCCAAAGAAAAUCUCACCCGCCAAACGUAUGCGCACCAGCUCCGGCUCCAGCUCCCACUCCCACUCCGCCAGCAGCAGCAGCAGGAGCAGCUCCAGCCUUGGAGCGCAAUUUGGUUGCCUGUUGAAGCGUUCGCGCAACGACAAUUGAUUGCUUGCAGCUGACCAAAAAAAGAAUAAGAGAAUAGAAUUAGUUGCAACUAACUAUUUAAUCAACUCACUUGCAAUUUGUAAUUUUAUUUUAUUUUUUAUGCCACUGCAAAAAAUUCGAUUUUUUUUACAUUCAAUUCGAUCUAGAAUUUUAAGUAAUUAUUUUAAAUUAAGUCAAAAAAUUUUUGUGCAGUGCAAGGGCGAAAGUUGCGAAUAUUAACAAAUAGUUUAAUACUAGUUACUACAAACCAGUACUAGUAAUAGAACAAAUUAGUUACUAAGUACAUAUUAAGUACGAGCUAAAUGAAACUUUUUAGAUUUCUCUAGUGAGAAAUGCCAUAAACUAAGUGAUUAGUUCUUAACACAACACAACAACUACACAAAAACCAAGAGACACAUUUUUUGAAAAAUCUUUAACCAUGAAAUUCAAAUAGCUGUACAUUUUGUAAAUUUUACUCUCAACUAUUUUGCUGUUGUGUGUAAAAUUUGUUAACAAACAAAACUUGACGUCACUCUGCUUAGUUCCCAAAACUCCUUAUAUGUAUUCACUUGUUUAUAUAUAUGUAGGAAAUAUAUUCUAAGCAGAGUUUCGUUGAAUUUUGUGCCACAGACCCUAAAACCAACAAUAAUAAGCUUUAUUCAAAUAGUUAAGCUUAUUGUUGUUGUUGCUUUUGUUGGCUGUGCUUUCACAAAUUUCCUUAUUUCGACCAGUGGAACAUCCUAUAAAUUAAGUAUUUACACUUUGUCAAUUUGUGCACUUUUGGAAAUAGAAUUCCUUUAUUUCCAAUGGUCCAUAAAUUGCCAAUUUCUUAACUCUCAACUGAAUUAAAAUUGCUCUUUGUGGUUUGCCAAAAUGUUUGGCAAAUAAUGAGAGCUAUUUUGCUUAACUAUCAUGUACAAAUGCUAUAACUAAUAAUAAUUAUAUAAUUCUAAAUAUUAUAUACGUAGGCAGAGCCUAUAUUAUUGAAUAACAUUUACACGAUCAUCCUAUUUGUAAGCCUAGCAUAGAACAAAAUCCAAAGUAUUCACUUAAUAUUUAUAUUUAAUUCAUACAUACUGUGUGCAUAAUUCUUCAACUCAUACUUAAAUAAACAAUAAACAAAAAAACACAUAUACAAACAC
Molecule: messenger RNA, 2633 nt
Organism: Drosophila innubila
Lineage: Eukaryota; Metazoa; Arthropoda; Insecta; Diptera; Drosophilidae
Gene: dap
Exons: 3
Coding region: 760-1512 (250 amino acids)
Biological process (GO): regulation of cell cycle
Cellular component (GO): nucleus
Molecular function (GO): cyclin-dependent protein serine/threonine kinase inhibitor activity
Source: RefSeq, a predicted model, not a curated record